GUGGUCAUCAAGUUAUUCUAACUCACGCUACACUACACUAUAUAUAUUAACCCUUUUUAACCCCACACUCUACAUAUAACCAACUCAAUUGAAUUCGGAAAGUCUACAAAGUUUCCUUUUUUCUUCCUUUUUUCUCAACUUCCUUUAAGAAAGAAAAAUUAAAGAAUGGCUUGGACAAGAGGGCACAUAAUCGGAAAUGGCUCGACGGCGACCGUGUCGGCCGCCACUUGCUGCCGCACCGGGGAAGUUUUCGCGGUGAAGACGACGGAGCUAUCUAAAUCCGGGUUCUUGCAAAGGGAGCAGAAAAUAUUGUCCUCAUUGGAUAGUCCAUUUAUAGUUGGGUACAGGGGAUAUGAUAUUAGUAUGGAGAACAAGAAGCUUUUGUUCAACCUCAUGCUGGAAUAUUGCCCGGACGGAACGAUUUCCGACGCCAUUCGCAGAAAAGGCGGUCCAAUUGAGGAGCAAUUGAUCAGGUACUACACGAGGCGCGUGGUUGAAGGUUUGGAGUAUUUACAUGGAAAUGGAAUAGUACAUUGUGACAUUAAAGGCGCCAACAUUUUGCUGGACCGCGAAAAUGGUCCCAAAAUCGCCGACUUUGGAUGCGCAAAGUGGGCAGGGGAGGAAAAAUUGGCCGGAAGAACUGGUGGGACUCCGUUAUUCAUGUCGCCGGAAGUGGCUCGCGGAGAGGAUCAGGGGUUUCCGGCUGAUAUUUGGGCGUUAGGAUGCACUGUGAUCGAAAUGGCCACCGGCGGUUCCCCAUGGCCUAAUGCUACCAAUGUGGAAUCAUUAAUGUACAAGAUUGCAUUCUCAGAGGAAUCGCCGGAGAUCCCCCGGAAUUUGUCCGAUCAAGCGAAGGAUUUCCUCAGAAAGUGUUUAAGAAGGAAUCCAAAAGAACGCUGGACAGCAGAACAACUUCUGAAUCAUCAAUUUCUUCGAAUUAUGGAUUCCCCUGUUUUGAAACAGAGGAGGCAGGAGGAGUUCAGUACAGUUUCUCCAACUUGUGUUCUUGAUCAAGAUAUUUGGGACUCAAUUGAGGAAGAAGAGGAACCAAAUUCAUCAUUUCCGGCUCAAAGGGUACAAUUAUUGUGCUGUAAUUCAGCAAAACCGAGCUGGGAUUGGGACGAAACGUGGAUCACCGUCAGAGGAGGAGAUAACAACAAUGAAAAGUUAGUACGAGAAUUUUCGGACACGGAAAAUUCUGGGUCAUUGACAGAUCAUAAUCCUCGUGAUGGCGUGAAGAAGCUGGAAAGGAGGAGGAAGAGGAAUUCUGGGUGUGAUGAGGAUUCAAUGAAUUUAGUGGAUGGAAAAGUGAGUAGUAAAGUUGGUAAAACUCUGAUCAACAGAUGUACAGAACAUGAUCAAACAGUUGUACUUUGUCAUGUCAAUUUUGGGAGACUGAUGAUGAAUCUGCCCAACCCAAAUCAUCUUAAUAAAAUUCCUGUUUUAUAA
This is a messenger RNA of Oldenlandia corymbosa var. corymbosa, 1449 nucleotides long. NCBI's taxonomy places the organism in Eukaryota, Viridiplantae, Streptophyta, Magnoliopsida, Gentianales, Rubiaceae. The record is from the annotation of a GenBank genome assembly.